This is a messenger RNA of Chanos chanos (milkfish), 2164 nucleotides long. RefSeq names its product transmembrane protein 87A. Lineage: Eukaryota; Metazoa; Chordata; Actinopteri; Gonorynchiformes; Chanidae. Gene Ontology annotation, cellular component: Golgi apparatus; Golgi cisterna membrane. The transcript has 20 exons. Gene Ontology annotation, biological process: retrograde transport, endosome to Golgi. The record is from RefSeq and is a predicted model, not a curated record. Bases 27 to 1655 code for a protein of 542 amino acids.
AGGCAACAACCUCUCUCUUCGCGAAGAUGCCAUAUGUUACAGAGAGUUGGUUGUGUUUUUUGGUUUUCGUAUUGACUCUGAACGGUGGAUUCGGAGCGGAAAUUUCCCUGUGGAAUAUCGAAUUUAAUUCUAGCGACUAUGCUGUGUUUCGAAAAACUCUUUAUGCAAACACAACAAUCUAUAUGAGAUUUCACGGAGAUUGUAAGUCAAACCAAGCCUUCAACAUUAGCUGGUACCUCCUCUCAUCCUCCUGUUACAAUGACAUCUUCAACACUGCUGAUAAUACAGCAGACAUUGUUUCAGGCAACCCUGGAAUGCUGAGGAAAAAUUUUAGCGGCUUCCGUAGCCAGGGGUUUGUCUACUUUCCCAACUGCUCUUCUGUCAGUCAACCCAGGGUAUACUAUGAAAAGUUUCAGCCACCUCAGUUUGUCAGCAGUUCCCAGGGGGGACAAGCUGGAAAUAAGAACAGAACCGACAUAUUCAUGGGAAAACCAGAUAGCGGAGCUGUGGCAAAGUCAUGGUCGGACAGCCCCUAUUUAUUUGUUGUAGAUUUCAGCUCACAGUCUGCGAAUAACCAGAGUUUUAAAGUUACCGUGAAUGUGGAAAUGAUAGGACCACGUCAGUACUCCUCACCGGCAGACUGGCCUCUGAUGAUGUUCUUCAUGGGAAUGUGCAUCAUAUAUGUAUUUUUUGGAGCUCUGUGGCUCCUCUGGUGUGUUUGUUAUUGGCGUGACCUGCUCAGAAUCCAGUUCUGGAUCGGUGCUGUCAUCAUCUUGGGAAUGCUGGAGAAAGCUGUCUUCUACAAUGAGUAUCAGAGCAUCCGUUACCAUGGAGUCUAUGUCCAAGGUGCUGUCAUUUUUGCUGAGCUGCUGUCUGCGCUGAAGAGAUCCCUGGCUAGAGUUCUAAUAGUCAUAGUCAGUCUGGGUUAUGGCAUAGUCAAGCCUAGAUUGGGAACCACAGUGCACCGUCUGGUGGCAGUGGGUCUUCUGUACCUGAUCUUCUCCUCUGUAGAAGGUGUCCUCAGAGUCACAGAUAGAUUUAACGGCACAGUGGCUCUCAUUGCCAACCUCAGUCUAUCUCUCAUAGACUCCUGCGUUAUGUGGUGGAUCUUCAUUAGUUUGUCUCAGACUAUACGUUUCCUGAAGCUGCGAAGAAAUGUUGUGAAGCUCUCUUUAUACCAGCACUUCACCAAUACUCUUAUCUUCUCUGUGGUCGCCUCUAUCGUUUUUAUCAUCUGGAGUGUUAAAGUCUUUAGGCUUGUCAAGUGUCAGACUGGAUGGAAAGACCUUUGGUUGGACGAUGCUUUCUGGCGCCUUCUCUUCUCCACUAUUCUGCUUGUCAUUAUGGUUCUGCUCAGGCCCUCGAUGAACAGCCAAAGGUUCUCUCAUUCUCCCCUAAUUGAUGAAGAUGAUGAGGAAGAUGAUGCCAAGGAACCUAUGCUUAACGAAGCAUUUGAUGGAAUGAAGAUGAGAGGGACAAAAGGUGACACUAAUGCAUCCCAGAAACUCCUCGGUAAAGAGAGCAGUCAGGAUGAUGACAUGAAAUGGGUGGAGGAGAACAUUCCCACUACUGUCAUUGACGUAGCUCUGCCCGUAAUGUUGGAUGAGGAAGAGGAAAUUCUCAACACCAAGAUGGAAAGGUCAAAAAUGGAAUAGUUUCAGAAACUGGAAUGCAUGUGGUCAUUUUACUGAUGCUACAGCGGAGUAAAACUGUUGUUAAAUGAUGUGAUGGAUGACUCUGUUAAGACCCCUUAACUUGGGCUCAUAAUGUUUGUAUUUAUUUCUGCAUAAUUGGCGCACAUUGGCUUUUUCUGAGCAGAACAGGCCUCGGCGAGAGCUGGUGUAAAGGUGCGAAGAGAGGACAUAGAGCUAAACUGACCAUACUCAUUCAUACUUGAGGAAGUUGUCUGUAGUCAUGCCUUAGUCAGGCCUUAGCUGAAGGGUGCUUAAAGGGGCCUCCUCCACAUAUGCACACAAUGUUCAGACUAAAUGAGCAUUAGGAAUCUGCACUGGCACCACUGCUUGGCCAGUGGUAAGAGACAGCCUUCCUCAAACUGUGUUAUGGUACAGCUACAUCAGGUGAUGCAGCUCUGCCAGGGUGUAGAAACUUGGUAUGAACCAUGGUCUGGUACUCUAUUUUCCUCCUCUCAUCUAAAGUAAGACUU